This is a messenger RNA of Sitodiplosis mosellana (orange wheat blossom midge), 5395 nucleotides long. Its product is annotated as protein scabrous-like. The transcript is spliced from 5 exons. Bases 2339 to 4660 code for a protein of 773 amino acids. The record is from RefSeq and is a predicted model, not a curated record. Lineage: Eukaryota; Metazoa; Arthropoda; Insecta; Diptera; Cecidomyiidae.
GUUGGAUGUCCUGUAAAUGAUAAAUGCUUACAUUUUCAUGAAAUUUGCGAUGUACACAUUUUGAGAAACCGAGUGACAAUCAUUUAUUGUUCGAAAUCAUUAAUUCAAUGUUUGUUCGUUUUUUUUUCGUUUCUUCUGAUGGAAUUCUGAGAAACCACAAGUGAACCAAGGGAUAAAUUGUGUACCCUAACGAAAGUGUACUAAAAUUAAAAGAAAUCCAGUUAAAACGGGUUCAUCGACUUUGCAUAUUCAGAUUGAUCAUAAUUGCAACGGACAUUUCAACUCGAUUAAGCAAUUUGAUUGCACGCUAAUAAAAGGAAGAUAAUAAAGAAGUUAGCCUUGUUAUCGGUAAUCGAUUCGAAUCGGUUGAAAGACGAACUAUAUGAAAGCGAAUGAUAAACAAUAUAACAACAAAAUAUCGUCUCUCGAUUCUUGACGAGUGAUCAAGUGGUUGCACUAAAACACAUAUGAAACACAUCAAUUUGUUGUGAAUGAAAAAAUCGUGUGUAUCGUCGGGACAACGAGAAAUGAGCAAAUGAAACGAAACCGAACAUAACCAUUUCAUUUCUUAAAUUGCUGACAUAUUUGCGGCAAAUGCGAGUGUGCGUGUGUGUGCGUGCGUUCGCUUGAGUAUCUACUUAUUUUAACAAGAUUUAACGGACUUUUAUUGGGUUUCAAGGUGGAAUUUUGUCGUCAAUUUUUCUCACUCAUCCAUUGAUUAUGUUUCAACAUUGUUUAUUGUACGUUUAUUCUUCCUGAUUUGUUGCCAUUCGUGUGUAUUUCCGUUUCGUUCCGAAGCCAAAUCCACUUUUUUUUAUUUACAUUUUUGCUCAGUUGCACGUUCAAUUCACAAUUCGCGCAAAUCGAAUAUCGUUUCGUAUAUUAAUAUUUGUCGACAUGUGCGUUGGUGCUCCUUAAGUUCAGUGUAUCGAAUUGGGUCGAACGUUAAAAAGGCUGAAACCAACUGAAGAAAGUAAUUGGCAACAAAAAAAAAACGGCAACAAAAAAGAAAAACAAAAACACAGUCGAGAACAAUCGGAAUACAAGUAUAUUAAACAAGGAAAACGAAGAAGUUACAAAUAAGAAGCGAUCAGAGCAGAACAGAACAGAACAAAAAAUAAACAGAACAUUCACCGAACGAAGCUAACGAACAAAAAAAAUAAUUGAACCAAAGGACGGGUAAUAAUACGUGUGUAUUGUUCUAUACACUACAACGAAAACGGUUAAACAGUUGAAGUACGUGAGAAAAUAAUUCAUUUUUGUGUGUGUGGCAGUGUGGCUAAGAGUGUAUUGUAUGUGAAAAUAAAAGCAAGAGUCAGAAGUGAAUUUCGAACAAGAGAUAGACUUUAUAUUUUCGGUGCUGCGUUUACCCAUUGCCUUGGCAUUUGCGACCAAACUGAAACCAAUUGCAGACAAUUCUAUUUUGAUAACAAUUUUGCGGUUCUAGUUGUAAUAAAAGCAAAUGAUCAAACACAUCACUACGCACACUAUCUCUCAUCCACUUCAUUCACAACGGACGAGCAGACGAAUUUACUUCGUACAUUCUAGUAACAGUGGUAUACUCAAUAUUGCACAGGAAAAGGCCCACAGUGCGAUUGUACAGUCGACGUCAACAGUGGCAUACCAGCAACAGUAGCUGUAGUAGUAGCAGCAGCAAAUGAGUAAUAUACGAUUUCAAAUUCCAUCGACCAGAACGCGAAUGGGCUGAAACCCGGUGUUCUCUUCUCUUUAAAAAUUUACAUCGCACAGCUUUUUGUCUUUGUGUACGAUUACACGUGCGAACAUUAUAUAAUCGGAUUUUUGCGACGGAGAGAAGCCUUCUGUGGCUCAUUCAAAAAGACAAUUGAAACUAACCGAAUCGAGCGUCCACAUCAAAGUGUUGACACGCUUUUGUUGUUUGAAUUAUAAUAAAUUACAUGGAGUUUGGAUCAAAUUGCAUGGCUAGUUGUUAAAUGUUAUCGCUGACAAAAGAAGUUUAAGCAAUGGUUUUGAUGUUGAAAGUGGACCAACUAAAGAAAUUGCUUUCUCGCAAUUGUGUUGUCGCACCGUGCCAGUGUAAGAUUACAUUCGUUGCGAUCAUAAGCGAUUAGUGUAUAUGUGUGUUCCAGUCGUAUUCAAUAUAAACAAACAGAGAAAUAACCGACAAUAAAAUAAAGCAAUAUCCUAUGCGGAUAUUGGAUUUAGAUAACUAGUCCGUAAUCGAAUACAAAUUUAAGUAAUUAGUGAAAAGACUAAAAAGUGUGUGUGUGUCGGUUGGAAAUAUAGCAGACAAGGUAUCAGACAAGCAAAACUCCAAAUUGAAUCUUUGAGUGAUAUUAAUAGCGGAAAUUCAAUAAGAAUGUCGUCAUCAAAAAUCCAUACCAAAGAAAUGAUCUGCUCUCUAAUUAUAAUUGUAGUCGGAUGUUUGACAACGCUCAGCCAUUCGACUGCAAUUAGCACCAGCAGCACCGGCAGCAGCGGCACUACUACCAGCACAAGUAGCAAAACAAAUUUCAAAGGCAACGGCAUAUUGCGCGACGGUGAUGGCAACCAAGAAAUUGGUAUCGGAGCAGCGGUAAAAAGUCAUAAAAAGCAAAUAAACGGCAAUGACGCUGACUUUAUUGCGAACAAUCCAAAUGAUGAUGAUGCCUAUUCAGCGGAUGAUAUUGCCAAUGAUGUGGAUAAUUUGAAUGCAUUCGACGAAAAUGUGGCAGAUGAUCAGGCUGACGAUUUUGUGUCCGUUGAAAUUGACGAUCAAUUAUCAUUAAAGGAUCAAAUGCGUAUGCUCACCCAACAGAUGACCAGACGAUUUCAACACGAACUCAAAGCAGCUGUACGAAAAACCAAAGAUCUAUUCAAAUCCGAUUUUCAAGCGCAAUUGGAGCAAUUAAGGCAUGAGGUGAAAUCAUUGAAGAAAAUACGAGGCAGCCAAUCGUCAAGCUCUACACAUGCCGGAUCGAAUGUUGGCAAUAAGGAGCGUUUGACAGUUGAUUGGUUUUUGAAGGUUAUUGCUGAAUUUCGUGCUGAAUUGACUGAAUUGCAGGAUGCGCAAAAUAACACCACCCGUCGUUUGCAGCAACGUAAUUGUGCCGAAGAAUUGGUGGAAUUGCGUGACGACUUUGAUAAAUUGAAAUUGGAAUGGAAUGCGAUCCGAUUGCGACAAGAGAAUCUCGAGCAAACUAUGAAAGACCUGCAGACCGAAGCGAUUCAACGUGAUGACGAUUUUCGACGUAGUCAAAUCCAAAAUCAAAAAGCACCGGGAACUAUAGAUUAUGUAAAGCCUGAAGCAGAUCAUCGUCUGCGCCAUCGACGUUUCAUUCGACAGCAUUUACAUGAUUUGGAUGUGGUGCAAAAAGCUAUGAAACGCCAAUUGAAUGAAUUACAGCAUCACCAUAUCGGCGAACGAUUACACAAUUUGGAAAACGAACAAAAACGCCUAGCCAACGCUAAUUUCAAUAUGAGCCGUCAGGUGGCAAGUUUGGAUCGAUUGCACGGUUCGAUGCUCGAACUGCUCGAGGAUAUUGAAGGCAUUCAAAAUAAAUUUGACAAAACAAUUCCUGACAUUAAACGUGAAAUUUCGAAGGUUGAAUUCAAUGCAGCUCAAGUUGCAUCGGAAUACGCGUUAUUGCGCGAAGAAGGGCAAAAUGCAGCGAAAAGCAUUCAAGCUUUGGCUGUAAGUGUCAGCGCUUUGCAGGACGAUCGUGAUGUAAUCAAACAAUUGGAACAAACCGUAAAUGAUUUGAAGCACAAUUUCACAAAAGUACGUGCCGGAGCUUUUGCCCAUCGUCACAUGUUCCACAAACGCAUCGAAAAGAUUGAAUCGGAUUCGAAAUCAAAAAGCCCACAGCAAAAUGUAAUUGGCGAGAUUCAGAUGGCAUCGAAAUUAGUGAAACAAUUGGAAACGGUUGAGCAUCAAUACGAAUCGAUUAUUAAUAAAUUACCAUCAGAUUGUUCGCAAAUCGAGCAGAAUUCAACGGGUCUAUUUAUGAUUGCACCUGGUGGCCAACAACAUCCAAUUUUGGCGAAUUGCGUGAAUCAAUGGACAACGAUUCAACGGCGAAAUGACGGAAGUGUCGAUUUCAAUCGAUCAUGGGAUGAAUACAGCCAAGGUUUUGGUACGCCAUCCGGCGAAUAUUGGAUUGGCAACACGAUAUUGAAUCAUUUGACCGCUGACAAUUGCACAAGUUUAAAAAUAAUUAUGCAAGAUAUUUAUGAUAAUACUUGGGAAGCGAUUUAUAGUACAUUCAAUGUGGCGACACGCGAAGAUGGAUAUCGCUUAAGCAUAUCAGGUUACAGUGGUAAUGCAUCGGAUGCAUUCCAAUAUCAGAAUGACAUGCAAUUUUCGGCAAUCGAUGUUGACCGAGACAUAUCGAAUACGCAUUGUGCUGGCAAUUAUGAGGGCGGCUGGUGGUUUUCGCAUUGUCAACAUGCUAAUUUGAAUGGUCGGUACAAUUUGGGCUUAACGUGGUUUGAUGCAUCACGCAAUGAAUGGAUUGCAGUAAAAUCGAGCCACAUGAUGAUUUCAAAGCGAACAAAUUGUGCCCUACCAUAUACCGCACCACCCCCGAAUGGAGAAAACAACGCUAGCCGGAGCAGCAACAGCAACAGCCUAAGCUCGGCCAACACAAUAUCAACGACUGCGAUACCGGACAAUGCAAAAGGUAAAACGCACAGAAAAUAAAUCCAAACAAUAGCACAUAAACAAAUGAAAAUUGACUACAGAAUAGAGCAGGAAUGAAAGAAUAAAAAAAGGAGGAAACAGACUAAAUAAGACUCGAUCGGAUGAUCGAAAACAAAGCGAUAAAAAGAGCGGAAAGAAAAUCAAGAUCGAACCGGAACAGUGAAUUGUCAUUCCGGUUGAACACCCGGACACCCCGAAGCAUGUGAUUCCGCUAUACAAACACAAGCGAAUAAAAAUUUGUACAUACGUAAAGACCUGAACAAAAACCAAUUCCCAAAAAAAAAACUGUAGACUACCUAGACCUAAAGCUACAAUUAAUAUUACUGACUAUUAUCAUUAAUAAUAAUAAAAAAAAAUUGAUGAUAUUUUGUGUAUCCUAAUACUGAAGUAAAAAAAAAUGAAAAAAAAACUUUGAACGCAACAAACAAACAAAAAAAAAACAAGAAAUAAAUAUAGAAAAUAUCUUUAUAAAAAUAAGAACUAAAAUGGGAAAAAUUAAAAGGAAAUACCACACUGGAAACUUAUUGUUACUAGAGAGUUAUACCAAACGUAGGCUUAAGUGUAAGCAUUUGUCGGCAGUCAGUCGCUUUUGUUCUUUCAAGCAUAGAAAAUUUGUAAGGUGAAUGCAGAAAUACUCUUGUGAACAAGCACUUCAAGUCCAGCAUGUUCAUUCCCAGUCGUUCCGUUCGGGCAGCGUUUUUUCUUCGUACACUUCGUUUAGUUGCUGCUGCUCUU